Molecule: messenger RNA, 3892 nt
Organism: Choloepus didactylus (southern two-toed sloth)
Lineage: Eukaryota; Metazoa; Chordata; Mammalia; Pilosa; Megalonychidae
Gene: TMC5
Product: transmembrane channel like 5
Exons: 22
Coding region: 429-3455 (1008 amino acids)
Cellular component (GO): plasma membrane
Molecular function (GO): mechanosensitive monoatomic ion channel activity
Source: RefSeq, a predicted model, not a curated record
UGUGAGCAAGAAAGCCAGCAGGGGUUCUGUUCCAGGGGACGUGGCACAAAGGCAGAGCAAGAUGGGACUUACGGGUUUGUGAAAAAAAAGGAACCGCUGUCUCCCUGGAUUUCCUAUUCCCGCAGGGCAGAGCACAGGAUGUAUGGCUCUGCCCUCAACUGGUAAUUCGAUAUCUUCAGACUUCAGCCCAGAGUCGGAGAUUAUAACUUUCUGGAAAUCAUCUGCAGCCUGGUGCCAAUCAAAAAGCCAGUCCAAGAGAAGCUGCAGGGACAGCACCAGCGGUUCCCAAAAGCCCCUGCAGGCGAAGCUUGGUUUGUGCAGUUUGCGUCUCUUUGGGACAAAGUGAGGAUAAAAGGUUAAAACAAUUCUCUAUAUAAUUGCACAAUUGGGAAUAUUUUAAUAUUCCUGGGUGAAGAAUCUGUACCAGCAUGUCUGCCUAUUACAGGAAUAAUGGGUAUGAAGAAGAUCCAGAUUACCCUGACUAUUCAGGGUCUCGGAACCAAACGCAGGGGUAUUUGAAAACUCAGGAUCAUCCAGAUCUUCCAGAUCCUUUGAACAAUCCAGACUAUCCCAGCACCAGGAACAACUCAUACUCUGCAGGAUCCAGAACAAAUUCAGACUAUCCCGUAUCUCUGGCAGGGCCAGAUUACCCUGGAUCUCAGAGUAAUCCAGAUUAUCCCAGGACUAGGAGAAAUCCAUACACUGCAGGCUCUAGAACAAGUUCAGAUUAUCUUGGACCUCUGGCAGAGCCGGAUUAUAUUGGCUCUUGGAGCAAUCCAUACCACCGAGUCUCGUCCAGAGAGCCAGACUACCCUGGAGCUCAACAAAUUCCUGAUUUCCCAGGUUCCAGAAGCAGUGAAAACUAUGCAAGUUCCAGAACAAAUCCAGAUUAUUUGGGCUCCUUAGAAGAACCAGACUACCCUGGAGCUCAGGGUGACUCUAAUCAUCUUGGCCCCAGAGCCAAUUCCAAGCAGCCAGGCUCCAGAAGGAAUCCAGAAUAUGCUGGUUCCAGAAGCAAUCGAUACACAUACUCUCUGAGAGAGCCUGAUUAUCCAGGUGUUGAGAAUCAACCUAACUCUUCAAACUUUUGGGGGAAACCAGACUACCCCGGUGCUGAGGAUUAUCAGAACUCUCCAAACUUUUGGGGAGAGCCUGAUUACCCAGGUGCUGAGGGUGGUAGUGAUUAUGGUUCUUCUGAGACCCCAGCAAUGACCAGGGGGGUGCUCACCAGAACAUCUCAGAUCCAGCCUACAAUCCGUCACCAGAGUGAUGUCCCCUUGGGUACCCUUGGGAGAGAGAAUGAAGAUGACCCAGAAAGCAUCGAAAUGACAUCCAUGGAGAUGGCAAAUCCAUGUGGCCCUUCUGUGCCAGGUGCUCCUGGAAGUGGAUAUGUGAACCCUGCUUUUGCAGACGGACAAAGCCCAGACCAUCCUUACAAAGACCCAUCACUGUCUGGACGUGACUGGCACAAGUCACCCCAAGAACAAAAGUUAAUCGCAUCUCUGAUAACCCUGGCACCUAGAGAAAGAGAUAAAGCCAUCAGGAACCAGCCAAGAACCAUGGAGGAGAAAAGGAACCUUAGGAAAAUUGUUGACAAAGAGAAAAGUAAACAGUCUCACCAUAUCCUCAAGCUCAAUUGCUGUACUCAGUGUUUGAAUUCCAUUUCACUGGCUUACCGGAGAUCCAAGAACAGCCUGUCGGAACUCCUCAAUUACAUCAGCCUGUGGCAGAAGACGCUCAAGGUCAUCGGCAGCAAAUUUGGAACCAGCGUGCUCUCCUACUUCAACUUUCUGAAGUGGCUUUUGAAGUUCAACAUUUUCUCCUUCAUCGUAAACUUCAGCUUCAUCGUCAUCCCUCAGUUAACUGUGCCUCAGAAGAACAUCCUCCUGUUCACUGGGUUGGAAUUUUUCACUGGGGGGGGUUACUUUAGGGACACAGUGAUGUACUACGGCUAUUACACCAAUUCUACAAUCCAGCACGGGAACAGUGGGGUCUCCUACAACAUGCAGCUGGCCUACAUAUUCACAAUCGGAGUGAGCUUGAUCAUCUGCUUUUUCAGUUUGCUGUACAGCAUGGCCAGAUAUUUCCGGAACAACUUCAUUAACCCCCACAUUUACUCCAGAGGGAUCACUAAACUUAUCUUUUGCUGGGACUUCACUGUCACUCAUGAAAAAGCUGUGAAGCUGAAACAGAAGAACCUUAGCACCGAGAUAAGGGAGAACCUGUCAGAAAUCCGUCAGGAGAACGUCGAGUUAACACGAAAGCAACAGCUGACCCGCUUGUCCGCCCACAUGGCAGCCUGGGUGCUCUCUACCGGGGUGGCCAUCGCCUGCUGUGUAGCCGUUUAUUACCUGGCUGAGGAAAACUCAGAGUUCCUGAGAAAGCACCACAACCCGGGUGCAGUGCUGUUACUGCCAUUCGUUGUGUCCUGCAUCAACCUGGCUGUUCCGCGCUUGUACUCCAUGUUCAGGCUGGUGGAGAGGUAUGAAUUGCCGCGGCACGAAGUCUACAUCCUCCUCAUCCGAAACAUCUUUCUAAAAAUCUCAAUCAUUGGGAUUCUUUGUUACUAUUGGCUCAACAUCGUGGCCCUGUCUGGUGAAGAGUGUUGGGAAACCCUCAUUGGCCAAGAAAUCUACCGGCUCCUUCUGAUGGACUUCGUGUUCUCUUUAGCUGAUUCUUUCCUGGGGGAGUUUCUGAGGAGAAUCAUUGGGAUGCAAUUUACCACAAGUUUUGGCUUACAGGAAUUUGACAUUGCCAGAAAUGUCCUAGACCUGAUCUACGCACAAACUCUGGCAUGGAUUGGAAUCUUCUUCUGCCCUCUGCUGCCCUUUAUCCAAAUGAUUACUCUUUUCAUCAUGUUUUACGUCAAAAAAGUCAGCCUGAUGAUGAACUUCCAGCCUCCGAGCAAAGCCUGGCGGGCCUCGCAGAUGAUGACUUUCUUCAUCUUCUUGCUCUUUUUCCCCUCCUUCACCGGGGUCCUGUGUACCCUGGCCAUCACCAUCUGGAGAUUGAAGCCUUCAGCUGACUGUGGUCCCUUUCGAGGGCUGCCUUUCUUCAUUCACUCCAUCUACAGCUGGAUAGAGAAGCUCAGAAACAGGCCUGGCUACCUGUGGGUUGUUUGGAUCUACCAGAACCUCAUCGGAAGCGUGCACUUCUUUUUCAUCCUCACCCUUAUUGUGUUAAUCAUCACCUAUCUUUACUGGCAGAUCACAGAGGGAAGGAAGAUUAUGAUCAGACUGCUCCACGAACAGAUCAUUAAUGAGGGCAAAGAUAAGAUGUUCCUGAUAGAAAAGUUGCUCAAGCUGCAGGACAUGGAGAAAAAAGGGAAUACCAGCUCACUCACACUGGAAAGGAGAGAGGUGGAGCAACAAGGCUUUCUGCAUGUGGGGGAACAUGGUGCUGCUUCUGACCUGCGAUUUAGGCGAUCAACUCAAGAAGAUAAUCCAAAGGCCUAACAAUUGUGUGGUAGCCAGACAACAAUCACAUAAGGAAAGAUUAAAAUGGAACAAAUUCAUGACAUCUGGGCCUUUUGGAGCUUCCCAGAAGGGGAAUCACAGGACUUUAAUCAGGAGUGGAAACUGACCACAAGGUAAAUGCCAACAUAAAAUUGGGCAUUCCCUGCUGUUUUUGAAACAUGAAUGAACUGAUGAUUUUUCAGGACAAAACACUUUGAGUUUUCUCCAAAAGACAAUUGGAAUAUUUAAACUAGCUCACAAAACCCUGAGAAGAGAAAACCUAGGAAAGACGUAUUUUGUCUUCAAGAGAUAUAAAUAAGAAGUAUUGGCCCUCAGAGAUCUCUCCUCCCAGACUUCGAAUUAGAAGUGUGUCAUUUUGCUUUUCCUGACAAAGAUUUGGAAAUGGGUUAAGAAGAAAGUGGUACAGCCUAAAUAAA